AUGACUCAUUCACCCUGCAAAUCAAGCAGCAGCCAACAAGAAGCCUUGGAGAUAUCAGCCGGAACCGCCAUUUUAUCCCGUAUUCCGGAAUUUUGGAGGGACCAACCCAGAUUAUGGUUUAAGCAACUAGAAGCCAUAGUAGCACCACAGAAGCAAGGAGACGAUUACAAGUACUAUACGGUCAUUGCAAAACUGCCAAAAGAAGAAAUAAUACAGGUUAGUGACCUCAUUACUUGCCCACCGCCAAUAGAAAAGUACAAGGCUAUCAAAGAACGCCUAAUCAGUUGCUAUGAGGAAUCAGACCAACGUCAGCUCCAAAAAUUAUUGUCUGAAAUGGAUCUCGGCGACCAGAAACCAUCACAUCUUCUGCGCAAGAUGCGGACCCUGAGUAACGGAAAUAUCAGCGACGAAACCAUCAAACUUCUAUGGUUGAGGCUUCUGCCACCAUCAGUGACUUCGGUUCUAGCAGUCACAGAAGACAUAGAUGUGAACAAGAUGAGCCAGAUCGCGGACAAGAUAUUAAUAAAUUCAACACGUACAGAGGUGUCAGCUGUAAACGGAAACAAAUCUGGCGACGAUACAAUGUCAUGCAUACUAGCACAGUUAGCAGAAAUGCAAUUGGAACUAAAUGCAAUCCAGCAAGGUGCAACGCUGGCAGUGAUCAUUGACAUGGACCAGCGCACGUCGGUGAUAUUCUCCGCGUGCGUCGCCGUCUUCUACACGCUGUUCGGGGGCCUCUACUCCGUCGCAUACACCGACGUCAUACAACUCUUCUGCAUCUUCAUUGGUUUGUGGAUGUGCAUACCGUUCGCGUGGGCCAACGAGCACGUGAAGCCGCUGAGCUCCAUGGAGGUGGACUGGAUCGGCAAGGUGGAUUCCAACUACUACUGGUUCUACAUCGACUACGGACUGCUGCUGGUCUUCGGUGGGAUUCCCUGGCAGGUAUACUUCCAACGCGUGCUGAGCAGUAAGACAGCAGGACGGGCUCAGAUCCUGUCGUACGUGGCCGCCUUUGGCUGCAUCAUCAUGGCCAUCCCCCCAGUACUUAUUGGAGCUAUCGCUAAGGGCACUGCAUGGAACGAGACGGACUACCGCGGGGAGUUGACGGCUGACGGCGAGCUGACGUCUGAUCAGACGUCCAUGAUCCUGCCGCUGGUGCUGCAGCAUCUGACGCCGGACUUUGUGUCCUUCUUCGGGUUGGGAGCUGUCUCCGCAGCUGUCAUGUCGUCGGCAGACUCCAGUGUACUCAGUGCCAGCUCCAUGUUUGCCAGGAACGUGUACAAGCUGAUCUUCCGUCAGAAUGCGUCGGAGAUGGAGAUCAUAUGGGUGAUGCGCGUCUCCAUCCUGGUGGUGGGCGCGCUGGCCACGCUCAUGGCGCUCACCAUCCCAUCCAUAUACGGUCUCUGGUCGAUGUGCUCGGACCUGGUGUACGUGAUCCUGUUCCCGCAGCUGUUGAUGGUGGUUCACUUCAAGAAGUACUGCAACACGUACGGCUCGCUGGCAGCGUACAUAGUGGCGAUGCUGGUGCGGCUGUCUGGUGGCGAGAAGUUGCUGGGGCUGCCUGCCCUCAUCCACUACCCUGGCUGGGACGCUGAGAACGAGGUGCAGCUGUUCCCCUUCAGGACCAUGGCCAUGUCGCUCUCGCUGUUUACGCUGGCCUUCAUCUCCUGGCUCUCAGUGUUCCUGUUCAACGGCGGCUACCUGAGCCCCGAGUCCGACUACUUCAACUGUGUUGUGAACAUCCCUGAAGACAUUCGUCGCGUCGACGAGCCUUCGGAGGCAGGCGAGCAGAUGUCGGUGCUGGGAGGAGUGCCAGGCAGGCUGUACGGGGCCGCCUCCACGCUGGUGGGGCCCGACGAGAAGUGCGGCCGCAUCAACCCCGCUCUCGAGCCCGACGACGACGACCUGGACGACCCCAACGACGGGCCCACCCCACUCUUCGGCAGCAGCAGCGCGCCCCCGCCCGUGCAGCCUUUCGGCAAGCAAACGGCUUUCUGAGACGAUAAGUACCCUUAUUAGUUCUCUAAGCCGCCCCCAGGAGCCGCCACCGAGGACAGGCUCGCGCCAUAGCGCGGUUAUAUUUUCCGAAAAUUUUACUAUUUCUUACUUUUCAUUAAAAUUCGAUUAGAUCGUUACAUCGAAGUAUGGAACAGAAGAGUUCAGUAUUUUUGCAAAUAACGACGACAAGGUUAUGCUCAAGACGAUCGAAACGAAACAUAUCAUCCGUAUCUUCCGACAAACGAACCAUUCUGUAAAUGUAUACAUACACACCUACCUACUCACAUACAUAUAUAUACGAACGAGUAAUGACGACGCAAGCAGACAGACAUAAAUAUAUUUAAUGAACUAUAUAUUAUCGUGUAGUUAUAAUGCAUAAAGCAAUAGAUGUAUGUUUAAUAGUUGAUGUAAAAAUG
This is a messenger RNA of Spodoptera exigua (beet armyworm), 2414 nucleotides long. The record is from the annotation of a GenBank genome assembly. Lineage: Eukaryota; Metazoa; Arthropoda; Insecta; Lepidoptera; Noctuidae.